AUGAGGAGCCCACGGGAGCUCGCAGACAAGACGCGAUAUUGCCACUUCCAUCGGCAAAACGGGCAUGACAUGGAAGAGUGCCGCGAGCUGAAGCGACAUAUCGAGGAGCUGAUUCGAAGAGGGCACCUCAGCCGCUAUCUACGGCAGGAUAAAGAGCUUUCCCCGCGGCCCGAGGGCCCCAUCGAAAAGCAGAUCGACGUAAUCACGGGCGGCCCGGCGUUUGGGGGAAAUAGUAUGUCUAGGCGGAAAGCAUACGCCCGCGCCCCCGCAACCGAGGACCCUGGGCACGGGCCCGCGCCCGAGGUCACGUUUCCAGCUGAGAGAGCCGAACCGCCCGAACAUGAUGACGCGUUGGUGGUGGCCGCUAGAAUCACCAACGCCCAAGUGAAAAGGAUCAUGGUCGACACUAGGAGCUCGACCGACAUUUUUUAUUUGGACGCUUUCCAGAAGCUCGGGCUCUCCCGCGACGCCCUGAAGCCUAUGAGCUCAGCGCUCACCGGGUUCACCGGUGAAUCAAUUUCGCCGUUGGGCGCGGUCACCCUGCCCCUAACCCUCGGGGAAGUACCGAGGACGAAGACGGUGAUGGCAACCUUCUUAGUAGUCGACCUUCCUACCGCUUACAAUGCGAUUCUGGGGCGCCCCACCCUCAAUAAGCUCAGAGCGGUUAUCUCCACCUACCACCGGACCGUGAAGUUCCCGACCCAUGCGGGGGUCGGAGAAGCCAGGGGAAGCCCCCGCGAGUCAAGGCGGUGCUACUUGAUCGUGAUCUCAAUGCACAAGAGGAGGAGGGCUGAACUGUCCAUCGAAGACCCCCGAGAAGCAAAAAGGUCGUCCCAACACCCCGAGCCGACGGAACCUACGGUGGAGGUGCCACUACAGGAGGGGCGCCCAUAUCGAACAGUCAGGGUCGGGUCGGAGCUUCCUGAGUGGGAGCGAGCCCAACUUAUCAAACUCCUCCAAGAGAAUGUCGAUGUCUUUGCCUGGUCUCCCACUGACAUGGCAGGCGUCGACCCUGAGAUAUCUCAGCACCACUUGUGUAUCUCCUUAGACAUGCGACCAGUAAAGCAGAAGCCCCGACGUCUUGCCCCCGAACGCCAUCAGACCAUCUGA
Molecule: messenger RNA, 1110 nt
Organism: Musa acuminata AAA Group (dessert banana)
Lineage: Eukaryota; Viridiplantae; Streptophyta; Magnoliopsida; Zingiberales; Musaceae
Exons: 1
Coding region: 1-1110 (369 amino acids)
Source: RefSeq, a predicted model, not a curated record